UUCGGCGCUGGUCUCGCUCUCGCAUACGGAUGACAAUCUGCGCGAGCGAGACAGACGCAUGUUUCAAGGCGUGGUGUUGUAGUGUAUCAAGUUCUGUGAGCGCUGUUCGACCGCCAUUUUGUUAGUGUAACAGGCGUUCGAGAUGGAAGAACACGCGUGCAAAAUAGGCACAUACUGUUGGACCGAGGACAAAUGUAUAGAUCUAAUACGCAAAUUCCGAGACAAUACCAUUUUGUGGGACACAAAAUGUCCAAUGUUUUAUAAACAACAUAUCAAGAAAAAGGUUUGGGACAAUAUUGGCAGAGUUCUGAACACUACUGGAGCCGAAUGCAAGCACAAAAUGAGCAUCCUUCUGUCGUCGUUUAGAAGAGAGAAGUCAAAACUAAGAAACAGCCUUGCACGUAAUGGCUCACCAUUCCAGAGUACGUGGUUUGCGUUCAACGAACUGUCAUUCCUACUUCAAAGACACUCACAAGAAAUUCCAUUGAGAAACCAUGACGAUAGCGGUGCUGAUGCGGCCUUUAAUGAAUCGGAUCUGAAUAUAAGUGAAACUUAUUACAUACCUGAAGAAAAUUCCAUCGAUUUGAAUCUAAAAACCGAACAGACGUCUGAUGACGACGAGGCAUUAGAAAGAGAUUUAGGCGUUGUAACUACAAUUAUUGAGAACUCUACGUGCAAUAGGAGAGUAGAGGACCCCAUACGAAAUCCGACACCAGAGAGAGCGCAACAAAUUCCAAUACAAUAUGAACAAAGUUUUGUCAGAAAGACGGCUGUAACAUAUAACGAUCCACACAUACAAGAGGAGAUAUCAACAUUCGCAGCAUUCAUGGCAGCCAAAAUGAAGAAGUAUUCACCUGAAACGUUAAAUGUGGUUCAGAAGGAAAUAUGUGACAUACUUUUUAAAGCGGACAAAAAUAUUUACGACAGUACGAGCAGCGAUGGCAGUCAGAGUAACUCAAAGAAGCGAAAGCUUACAGAAGACUGAUUGAUUAUUAUGAUUAUUGAUUACAUAUUUUCAAACUUUCAACGUUGUUUUCCAAUAUCGUCCCACCAAAGUUUCGGUAUCGACAUCAGAUUUCUUCGCCCAAAGUUAUGUUCGAACAAAUCUUCUUUGAUGCAUAACUAAAUUAUAAUAC
This is a messenger RNA of Aricia agestis (brown argus), 1136 nucleotides long. RefSeq lists its product as uncharacterized. The transcript has 3 exons. The record is from RefSeq and is a predicted model, not a curated record. Lineage: Eukaryota; Metazoa; Arthropoda; Insecta; Lepidoptera; Lycaenidae. The coding region runs from base 143 to 985 and encodes 280 amino acids.